CUGAAACGACGACGAAGAUCAGCUAUAUGCACGUGCAUGCAGCACGCGUUUGCUGCAGCCCACGCACGUUCGUUCUGCUCGAUUUUUCGGCGUCGCUCAUCUAGGGCAGGCAAGCGGGAGACGAAAGAGCUGAGAGCACCUUACACUAGCGGUCAUGAGUCACCUCGCUGAAGAGGGAGCCUCGCCGAUGGCUUGCUCCGGGAACUGCCCCAUCAUACCGAUGGCGCCUUCGGCGUUCAUCUGCGACUUGGACCACGGCAGCGGCGUCCUCUCUUCCUCCGGCGCGCUUUCGACCGGAUCUCCUCCCUCGGCCAUAGUGCCGAUGGAAGCCGUGCUGGGCACCGCCGGGGAUUUAGCCGAGCAGGACGCCACGUUCUUGUGGCCCCAGGAGGGAGACUCCACGACGCCGGCAUUAGACGACCGCUCCUCGGCGUCGGCCUCUCAACGUCGUGCGUCCGCGGAGUCGCUCAGUCUGAGCAACAGCAGCGACGGCUCCCCCACGUGCCGCAUCUGCUUCUUCGGAGACGCGAAGCAGCCGCUGCUGGAGCCCUGCAACUGCCGUGGAACCAUUGGCUUCGUCCACCGAGACUGCCUGGAGCGGUGGAUUCAGCGAACGGUGGACCCCCAGUGUCAGGUCUGCCAUUUCCAUUUCACAGUCCGCAAGCAGGCAGAGCCGGCGUGGCGCCUGCUGUUCGAUGUCGAGGCCCGCCGCCCCGUGCUCGGCUACGCGGUCUUGGGCGCGCUCUUUGCCCUGAGCAUCGCGUUCAUCUUCACACUGGCCUGGCUGUACGCGGUGUGCCUGCCCACCCGUGUCGGAGACAAGCUGGCCGCCACCGUGGUCGUACUGUUGGCCGUGCAGAACAUCCUCUGGCUGUACUUCCCUUUCGUCAGCUUCACGUACUCGUACAAGGCAUUCAAGAAGUGGCACGAAGAUAGUACCUGCCUCAAGCUCGUGCUCAGCACUGACGAGACCAGCGGAGCCGCGUGGUCGAACCUUCGCUUCUGGCGUGCGGGUGGCGGCUCCCGAGACCCCGUGUUGUCUUGUGGUGGAGCUCAAUAAAGAUGCCAGAGGGCAGGAAAAAGAGGCUACGCUGGUGCGACAAACAAAGCGGACGAGCGAAAGUUCUUUUUUUGAUCGUAAA
Messenger RNA from Dermacentor albipictus, 1142 nucleotides. RefSeq names its product E3 ubiquitin-protein ligase MARCHF2-like. Gene Ontology annotation, molecular function: zinc ion binding; ubiquitin-protein transferase activity. The record is from RefSeq and is a predicted model, not a curated record. Lineage: Eukaryota; Metazoa; Arthropoda; Arachnida; Ixodida; Ixodidae. Gene Ontology annotation, biological process: protein ubiquitination.